CUUUGGAGAAUUUUAAUUAUGACACUUCGGAAAGUCACAAUCGUGAUCUGGGUUUUAUCCACAAAUAGGCGAUAAACAUUUCAUUCAAACCAAUGAACGUAGGUUAGUUUCAGCUAGAUGCUCUUGUUUUAAACGCAUAAACGAAAGAAAGUUUGAGCGAUUUCAUAUGAUUGUUCUACGAGAAUGUAAAGAUUGCGUGACUUUGAUGGAAAUUUGAAUUCUCCUUUUCCGUUUCAAAAAGUUUUCCCUGGCCAUUCAAUGCACGACGGGUAAUCUACGCUGGAUGAAGGGAAUCAAAAUGUCUACACAAAGCGUAGAGAAUCCUUCCAAAGAUCUAACACUUUUAUAACAGUCGGAUUUUCUAUAAUUCUCAAGCUUUUUCUAAAUCUAAAUAAUUUUUUUUAUAGCUGCGUUGGUUCUUUUGGAAGAAAAGCGCACAAAAUUCUUGUACAAACAUUUCUAAUUCACCUUAUUUGUUGAUAUCAUUUCAUUCACUUGACAAAAUGUUCAAAAUUAGAGAAAAAAAUUGUAAGAUAUUUGUUUACACGGUGCUAGCGGCAAGCCUACUUAUUAUCGUACCGACAUAUGCAGCCAAAAAAGAGAGCUGUGACACUUGUAGUGAAAUUGUAGAAGCAUUUUAUAAGGGAAUGGAGAAAACAGUCAAGGCAAACUUUGGAGGUGGCAAUACAGACUGGGAAGAGAGGAAAUUGGGAAGUUAUGCACGAAGUGAAACAAGACUUGUGGAAAUUGUUGAGAGUCUGUGUGGUAGCUCUGAGUGCCAUGCCAUGGUGGAAGAACAUGAAGAAGCGCUAGAAAAAUGGUGGUUCAAAUUACAAGAUAAAGACAAAGAUCUCAAGGUCUGGUUCUGCAUAAAUGAAAUAAAAGUGUGUUGCCCCAAUGGGACAUAUGGUGCUGAAUGCAAAGAGUGUCCGGGAGGGAAAAGCAGCCCAUGUAACGAGCACGGAGACUGCCAGGGUGCUGGCACCAGAUCAGGCUCAGGAAAGUGUGACUGCCAUUCUGGUUAUGAGGGAGAUGCUUGUGAUGAAUGCACAGAUGAUUACUAUGAAGACAAGGGUGAUGACGGCAAGAUGAGCUGUAAGGCGUGCCAUGAGUCCUGUUUUGGUGGUUGUCACGGUGGUACCGCUAAAGACUGCUCUGCCUGCAAAUCAGGGUGGGAGCAAUCUGAAGAGGAGGGUUGCAAAGAUGUGGAUGAAUGCCAGGAGGUGGACAAGUGCUCUGGUGGGGAGUACUGCGUUAACGAACCUGGAUCAUUCAGAUGUGAAGCAUGCCAUGAGUCUUGUAAGGGCAAUUGUAGCGGUGAAGGCCCUAAGGCCUGCCAGGAGUGCAACAGUGGUUAUAACAUGACAGAAGAGGAGGGCUGCAAAGACUAUGAUGAAUGUGCUGCAGAUACUUCAAACUCCCUGUGCUCACCAGGCGAAUACUGCAAAAACUCUCCUGGCUCCUUUGAAUGCAAAGCAUGUGACCCAGCUUGCGAGACGUGUAUUGGAGAUGGGCCUGGCUCCUGUAGCAAGUGCAGCGUAGGAUACCAGAUGAAGGACAAUAAGUGCACAGACGUGGACGAGUGUGAGUCGAGUCCAUGUGACGCAGAAUCCGAAACUUGUAGCAACUCGCCCGGUAGCUACUCGUGCGAAUGCCGCAACGCUUACGAGCGCAAAGGAGACAAAUGCGUCAAGCGCAAGAAAGGUAAAAAGAAAAAGAAACCGAAAACCGAGGAGGAACAGUUGGAGGAAGACCUUGAAAAAGGGCGCCUUUUCACGGAAGGGCAGAUGAAGAUAGGUAGCUUACUCUACGCCGUCUUUUUCGCGCUGGUCAUAGCCGCGCUGAUGAAAAAGAGCAAGCUAGCACUCGCGGGGCUAGCCAUGCUUUACGCAUGCGUAAUGUACUACACGAGGACGCGCUGGGGCCCACGGGUACAAGCUGAGUAACGUCACUAGUUACCAGGCCCUUAUAAUACGCGAGAUUAGGCGACUCUGGAACAUGGCUUACUGGGCUGUCUAGUGACGUCAUAAGUUACUUAGCCAUGACAUUGUGACGCCAUUAGUUUCAUAGCUCUUACUGGUCUAUCUGUAUGGUACGACUGGCUUAGUACCUGUACACAACGUGUUUUUUCAACUGCAUGCCAAACUAUCAAAAUUAGGACAAUUUGUGAGCACUGGCUCGGAGCGUGGUUAAUGUGGAUGGGGGAGGGGGAGGGGCUCAUAGGGAUAGGGAUAUACUCAGUUAUACACAGGGACGGGCAAUGGAAAAAUAGUCAAAUGCAUCAAGAUUCAAUUAAGGAAUUAAUAAUUACAAAUUGGGGAA
Molecule: messenger RNA, 2322 nt
Organism: Nematostella vectensis (starlet sea anemone)
Lineage: Eukaryota; Metazoa; Cnidaria; Anthozoa; Actiniaria; Edwardsiidae
Product: cysteine-rich with EGF-like domain protein 2
Exons: 12
Coding region: 504-1946 (480 amino acids)
Molecular function (GO): calcium ion binding
Source: RefSeq, a predicted model, not a curated record